Molecule: messenger RNA, 1206 nt
Organism: Aspergillus homomorphus CBS 101889
Lineage: Eukaryota; Fungi; Ascomycota; Eurotiomycetes; Eurotiales; Aspergillaceae
Exons: 2
Coding region: 287-1126 (279 amino acids)
Source: RefSeq, a predicted model, not a curated record
UGAUUGGCCCGGCCAUGCGUUCGUUUCUCCUUAGCUGAACUGCCAGUGUGAGUGUGUGUGUCAGUGACCCUGGCUUAGUUCGAUCCACGGGCAGGGCAUUGUCUGUGUUUGUCCUUAUUUAGUCUAUCACCCCCAGGACUACAUUUUAAAGAUGCAUCCCUUUUUCAGCUGCGAUGCUUAUGCUCCCUGAGAAGGCUCAUGGGAUAGCUUUUUCAACCUCCCUUCACUUUUCUCCUCCCAUACUUAUAUCUAUAGUCUCUCCCGGAUCGGAUAUAUAUACACCAUCAUGGGUGAAAGACGGCACCUCUCCACUCCGGGCUAUGCAAUCCCCUGGUGGUCAGCAUUGAUACUCUUUCUCACCACAGACCUCGUAGUUGAGGGCACCCCCAUUGAUCUCCAGCGACCCGACGACUCUUUCCCAAUGCAUCCCAACAACCAUACCGGGUCCAAAACGACCCGGUCGCUAUGCCUGAACGAAGACACCGACCGGAGUUGCAGCUUGCUCAGGAAGAUCUCGGAGUACAAGAACCAGGUCUCCAUCACGAAGCUGGUCGUGCUCGCGUGUAUACUGGCCGUAUGCGCUCUGGCUUACCGAAUCUGUCUCAAGACGAUGUACUGCCAACGCCGCCGGGUGGACAGGGCAGCACAGCGCGAAGAGAGGAAAGCGCGCCGGGCCUACAAGGCUGCAGCGCGCCGACUGCGGUGGCACCGCUGGUGGGAGCGGAAGCCCACCGAGCCAUCGGCCCCAGAGCGCGACAAUGAGCUCUUCGUCAUCGACGUACCGGGAGAACCCCGUCAGAUGCAGGUAGGCUCUUCAGAUGCAUCAUCGUCUCUGCCUGGAGCGAUGCAAGAUGAACUACUAGGCCUACGGGAGACACUCGCAUGCGUCGGGGAGUUGAUCGGGGUCGAGCAGCAGAACUCGGUCAAGCCAGAUGGUCCUGAGGUAGCAAGCCUGCAUGGAAAGCGGCGCAUGUCCUCGGAGACUAUCGCUACGUCAACGGUCGGGCUAUCCACCAUUACGUUCACUGCGACCAGCAGUCGAUUGAGCCAUGAGCCUAGGUCCUCUGGGACGGUAGAAUCAUUGGACACGAUGGACUCAGCCCCUCCUCCUAGCUACAGAUCCUGAUCUGCAAAUGCACCUACAAUAGUAUGGAAUGAAAGAUCAUAUACUGGGCCAUGGCUCAUUGCCAAAACAGUUUUGGAUGG